Aspergillus vadensis CBS 113365 is the source of this 681-nucleotide messenger RNA. RefSeq lists its product as uncharacterized. The coding region runs from base 175 to 408 and encodes 77 amino acids. Lineage: Eukaryota; Fungi; Ascomycota; Eurotiomycetes; Eurotiales; Aspergillaceae. The transcript has 6 exons. The record is from RefSeq and is a predicted model, not a curated record.
AUGCAGGGACAGGGAGUGGCGAAAGUGAAAGCAAGUAUAGAGUAUCAGACUGCCACAGGAAGCUGGUUGAAUGUAGAGCAGCUCGCUGGGAUUGACUUCAGGUAGGAAAGAAGAAAAAAGAGAGGGGCCGAUGAGAAGCAAAGAAAAGGGGUCAAAUACGGAGUGGAAGCGCAAAUGGCGAGUUGGCCUGGAGAUAACACGGAAAGCUCGGGCGCGUGGCCUGAAAGCUCCGUUCCGCCUAGGCCACUUCUGAAACCUCGACUGCUCUCCUCCGUCUUGUUCGUCGGCAAUGACGGCGAAUUACUGAGAGAGGUUUAUCAACCUUCCCCAUCCUUGGACAGAAUUUUGGUCCCAGAUGCUUCGAAGUGUCUUUACUGUUCAACUGUUCUCCAUGUUCCCCAUACUUAACUAGCUUGAUGACUGUCGUGAUUCAUCACCGUCGUGCCUCACUGUCGGGAUUAAAGAUAUUGAAGAAAUGCGAUGCAAAAACGAAGAUUGCCAUAGGUAGGUACCAUGGAGUCGAUGAAGUUUGGCUGUUACGGUAUUUUGCGAAAGUUCACGGAGACGAAAGCCAAUCUGUCGAAUCGAAUACAAUUAUGCAACGCACAAAUUAGUUAUGAAUGGAACAUUUGGUUGAGUCAGCGUAUCCUACUUCACCGGCUGUUAGACAUUCGUGUUCGA